UCUCCUCUCUCUCUCUCUCUCUCCGUGUAUAUAAUGCGCGCAGGCCUUUGCGAGUAGGUGACCUCGUCGUCUUCGGAAUCAUGGCCCUUGAUCUGGAAUCUCUGUCGGACGCGACGUCGGGCGCCGUGGGAUCGCUGCUCAGCACCACCAUCUUGUACCCUCUCGACACCUGCAAGACCAAGUACCAAGCCGAGGUUCAGGCCCACGGUCAACAGAAAUACAGGCAUCUGUCAGAUGUUCUCUGGGAGGCAAUAUCUAACCGCCAGGUGCUCUCACUGUACCAGGGCUUAGGGACCAAAAACCUGCAAUCUUUCGUUGCUCAGUUUGUUUACUUCUAUGGAUACAGCUACUUUAAAAGAUUAUACAUAGAAAGGAGUGGUUAUAAGUCAGUUGGAACAAAAGCUAAUUUGGUUCUGGCUGCUGCAGCUGGUGCUUGCACUGCCAUUCUUACUCAGCCCCUGGAUACAGCCGCUGCGAGGAUGCAAACAAGUGCCUUUGGGAAAUCCAAGGGCCUUUGGCAGACUCUUACUGAGGGUGAUUGGAGCCAUGUGUUUGAUGGUCUGGGGAUCUCCCUUUUGCUGACUUCCAACCCUGCAAUUCAGUACACAGUUUUCGAUCAGCUCAAACAAAGACUCUUGAAAAGUAAACAAAACAAAACAGACAAGGAUUCGUCCCCCGAAUCGCUUUCUGCAUUCUCAGCUUUCGCGUUGGGUGCACUAUCAAAGAGCAUCGCCACUAUUUUGACCUAUCCUGCGAUAAGGUGUAAGGUCAUGAUUCAAGCUGCUGAUUCCGGUGACAACGGAACAGAAAAAGCUCAGAAGAAACCUCGUAAAACACUUAUGGGAGUCGUGUUCGCCAUAUGGAAUAGAGAAGGCUUGCUGGGCUUUUUCAAGGGAUUGCGAGCUCAAAUUUUGAAAACCGUGUUGAGCUCUGCUUUGCUUUUGAUGAUUAAGGAAAAGAUUAGUGCAACCACAUGGGUUCUUAUUCUUGCAUUAAGGAGAUCUCUGCUGCUCACGAGGGGCAGACUAAAAAGUGCUUGAGAGAGAAUAUUUUGGAAUACCCGUGGACCUAUUUAAAAUGAGGUUGUAGGCAGGGAAAGUACAUAGCCAGAUUCAGAAUUGCAGUUGUCGAGACUGUCACAGGUGAUGAUGGAAUCAAUAUUCGUGUGGAGUGGCCUGAUUUUGGACUCCAUACAUGGGCGCAUUAUACAAGCAGACUGUACUUUCAUCUGAGAACUCCGAAAUCUUGAGCAAUAAGAAUAUGCUGAUCCUGAUCUUGCUGCAAAUAAAGCAUAUGCCCUGCCGCAUGUUGGCAUCAUGAUGGUGCGAACUCAGUGGCUGUGAGGGUGUCGCUAUGUAUCGAUGUGGUUUUGGUCUCUUGAAGGGACAAAUUAAGUGCCCCCUGUAGAAGUUAUACUUGAGUUGAUGAUAGUUUUUCUGUUAGCGUGA
Molecule: messenger RNA, 1448 nt
Organism: Rhodamnia argentea
Lineage: Eukaryota; Viridiplantae; Streptophyta; Magnoliopsida; Myrtales; Myrtaceae
Product: peroxisomal adenine nucleotide carrier 1
Exons: 5
Coding region: 81-1040 (319 amino acids)
Biological process (GO): fatty acid beta-oxidation; ADP transport; transmembrane transport
Cellular component (GO): peroxisomal membrane
Molecular function (GO): ATP transmembrane transporter activity; ADP transmembrane transporter activity
Source: RefSeq, a predicted model, not a curated record